GUUGGAUGGUUCCAGAAGGAGCUUCGCUGUCGCUGUGUGUCGAAGAAUAAAAAUCAGUUAUUUCCCCUGUUUGCUGUCCAACACUUCUUCUCGCUUUGUUUCCUUCAGUCCUUUGAAGAAGAAGAAGAUGUUGAGUGCAGCUCGAAGCUUUUCUCGCUCGCUGCCGAGCAGCUGCGUCAGAAACGCGUCCGCCGUCAUCAAAAAGGCAUGCUGGAGUGGUGUAAGACCAGAUGUUCUCAGAACCCUUUCCAGGAGGGAUUAUGCGUCGGAAGCUGUAAAGGGUGCAGUUAUUGGCAUUGACCUCGGAACCACCAACUCAUGUGUUGCAGUCAUGGAGGGUAAACAGGCCAAGGUGCUGGAGAACGCAGAGGGAGCGAGGACAACUCCUUCAGUCGUUGCCUUUGCAGCAGAUGGGGAGCGUCUGGUGGGCAUGCCCGCUAAACGCCAGGCUGUUACUAACCCCCAGAACACAUUGUAUGCCACCAAGAGACUCAUAGGACGACGCUUUGAUGAUCCCGAGGUCCAGAAGGACAUUAAGAAUGUACCCUACAAGAUCGUGCGUGCGUCUAACGGGGACGCGUGGGUGGAAGCUCAUGGGAAGCUGUACUCCCCCAGUCAAGUUGGAGCCUUUGUUCUGAUGAAGAUGAAGGAGACAGCAGAGAACUACUUUGGAACUAAAGUGAAGAAUGCAGUCAUCACUGUCCCAGCCUACUUCAACGACUCACAGAGACAGGCUGACAAAGAGUCAGAGCUCUAUACAUGGUCCUGCACAGCACGCAGACUUAGAUUUUUGGUGGAUUGUCUCUGGCAGACGGACAUCAACCUUCCUUACCUGACGAUGGACUCCUCUGGCCCCAAACAUCUCAACGUGAAGCUGACCCGCUCUCAGUUUGAAAGCAUCGUCGCUGAGCUGAUCCGCCGCACUGUGGCUCCGUGCCAGAAGGCUAUGCAGGACGCUGAGGUGUCCAAGGGAGACAUCGGAGAGGUGCUGCUGGUGGGAGGCAUGACCCGCAUGCCCAAGGUUCAACAAACUGUUCAGGACCUAUUUGGCCGUGCUCCCAGCAAGUCUGUCAACCCCGAUGAAGCUGUUGCCAUUGGCGCGGCCAUACAGGGCGGUGUUUUGGCUGGUGAUGUCACCGACGUGCUGUUGUUGGAUGUCACGCCUCUUUCAUUGGGCAUCGAGACUCUUGGUGGAGUCUUCACCAAACUCAUCAACAGGAAUACAACAAUUCCCACCAAGAAGAGCCAGGUGUUUUCCACAGCAGCUGAUGGACAGACUCAGGUGGAGAUCAAAGUGUGUCAGGGUGAGAGGGAGAUGGCUGCAGACAACAAGGUGCUGGGUCAGUUCACCCUGGUGGGAAUACCUCCUGCCCCUCGUGGGGUUCCUCAGAUUGAGGUCACAUUCGACAUUGAUGCCAAUGGUAUCGUCCACGUCUCUGCCAAAGACAAGGGUACUGGCCGUGAGCAGCAGAUUGUCAUCCAGUCGUCUGGAGGUCUGAGCAAAGACGAUAUUGAGAACAUGAUUAAGAACGCUGAGAAGUAUGCCGAGGAGGACCGCAGGAGGAAGGAUCGCGUGGAAGCCGUCAAUAUGGCCGAGGGUAUCGUCCAUGACACGGAGUCCAAGAUGGAGGAGUUCAAAGACCAGCUGCCUGCUGACGAGUGCACCAAGCUGAAGGAUGAGAUCUCAAAGGUGAAGAAUCUUCUGGCUAACAAGGACUCUGAAACGGGAGAGAACAUCAAACAGGCGGCCAUCAACCUGCAGCAGGCAUCUCUCAAACUCUUCGAAAUGGCCUACAAGAAGAUGGCGUCAGACCGGGAGAGCAGCACAAGUUCCAGCUCUUCAGCAGAAGAAGAGAAGAAAGAAGGCCAGCAGUAGACCUUUGGGCUUAGUUGUCAUGGUGAUGCCAUGGCAGCAGAGGACUGAUGGAGGGGGAGGGCGCCCUCUGGCUGACAGUGGGUGUGCGUCUCUCUCCUCCACUCUCACAAUGAUAUAUGAAACCGUUUUGUCAGUAAAAUAGUAUAAAGAUGUGAUUCAGCUCCCGUCUCAGAUUCAUGUCUAUUUUUACAAAGCUGUCAAUUUUUAUUAGAAGUUAAACUUUGUCACUUCAUGUGCAUUUGUUUAGUUUGUGUCCUUUAAAACGUUCAUUGUGAUGAAGGUCGGUGCCGUUGCUAUAGAGACCGUCAUGUGUCCACACAUUGCAAUUGGUCGACAUCAGCUGGUUGAAAUCUGUUUAAGGACGCGUCAGUCUGAGGACACUGUCCAGGAUCCUUUUUUUCCAUCAGCUGCUGCUUGAGAACAUUUAGUUACUUUCUCGGAUUUUGUCCUUUUUUUUUGUUUGUUUUGUUUUCUUUGUUUUCUUUAGGUUCUUUGCGUCCCAUCGUGUCCACGCCAAGUGAGCAUGUGCUGGUUUCUCUGUAGUGAUGAUGUUUAAUAAAAAGAGAAGCAGAGCCCAGGAGACAUGUUGGACACGCGGACUGCAGCUUUGACCUCACCGUGUCAUUCCCUGCCAUGUAGCUGCGCGCCGACUGAACAUCCUCUCUAAAAAUCAGUCCACCCAGGCUUCACUGCACAUCUGAGUCUGACUCGCUUCACCCAGAGCCAUCAAAUGGAUUCAUGUGAUUAUUAACCAUCAGAUGACAAAAUAAAACAUCUUAAAUCAUUCUGGAGUCAGUUUGAAGCAGAAACGAGGUGAUAAAUCAGAGAGUCGCGGCUGACGCUUUGAAAUAACGUAGGUGCAGCGGCACGUCAGCCUCAGAUGUUCUGCUUGUGGCGCUCUGAAUGCUUCCUCCGUCUUUUAUUCUGAAAUAAUGCUGAAUUUAUGUAGAAAUGAUUGUUGUCGAGAAGCUUCAGAUGUCUGUGGCUGAGACAGACGAUGACUGAAGACAGUUUGAAGCAGAGACACGUCUGAUGACACAAGCACAGUGAAGGCAGGGUGGGCUGAUAUUUAGGGGGGGGACUGUUCAGUUGGUGACACCGGUGAUCCAGGACGCAGCAGAGCAUCGUAAUUUAAAACGGUAAAUAAAGUGUGUGGAUUACAAAGUGGAAUUCUGACUGGUUCUGGGUCUUGAUGCUGUUUUAUGAUGUAAAUCAAUGUAGAAUAAUCUCACGUGUGUGUGCCUGUGCGUGUCCUCAGAAGAUAAAGACUAUGUUGUUGAAAAGAAUAGAACUUUGUUAGAAAUAAAGCAGUAGCUUUACACCUGUU
Messenger RNA from Thalassophryne amazonica, 3203 nucleotides. It is a transcript of the gene hspa9, whose product is annotated as heat shock protein 9. Gene Ontology annotation, cellular component: cytoplasm; mitochondrion. The record is from RefSeq and is a predicted model, not a curated record. Gene Ontology annotation, molecular function: ATP binding; ATP-dependent protein folding chaperone; misfolded protein binding. The transcript is spliced from 14 exons. Bases 128 to 1876 code for a protein of 582 amino acids. Gene Ontology annotation, biological process: cellular response to unfolded protein; protein refolding. NCBI's taxonomy places the organism in Eukaryota, Metazoa, Chordata, Actinopteri, Batrachoidiformes, Batrachoididae.